GUGGUUGUCAUCUAUUAAGGACAGAAAUGAAGUCACUCCCACUGUGCGGAAUUGUGUGCCAAGCCAUCCCCCUAACUAUGAUAUUAAACUCUGCAGGGACGAAGACCCUAUCAGAUACAAUGACCAAGCCCUAAAAACCAACGCCUCUUCCACGCCGGUACGAGUACUAGUAUCAUACUCGAGUAUGAUACUCGUAUUGAGACAACAGAGGGUGGAACAGGUGUGUGGACACUAACCUGUCAGGGCUGCCAAGACAGUAAGUGACAGCGCCACUCUCGCGACGACUUGAGAAUCUCGCCAACGCCGGAAGAGACGGUAGACUACGGGUAGGCGAUGGAAAAUGUCUGCCGAACAGGGUAGGGGAGGCUCAAAAUCGAAGGCAGGGUAACACUCGUCCAGCUCCCUUUCGAUUGUUAAACACGAGUAUGGAAAACAUCCCCCAGGUUCGACAGAAAGUAGCUGUUUAAUCUCCAAACGGUUACUUGAUCACAACAUCAGUGAUGUUUCUUUUUACCCCCCUUCUAGGAGCCCAGUCGGAUUCUCAGGCUUGUCAAUCUUUACUCGAACUCGAGAAUGGAAUUAAGAUCUUGAUCGAUGUUGGCUGGGACGACAAGUUCGAUGUGAGGAUGCUUGCCGAACUGGAAAGGUUAGUCGGCCGUGUUUGAGCUCCUCAACGAAUUGGAGAAAGCCGCACCCGGACCCGGGAUUUCUCUACGACCUGGAAUUGCGCUGAUAUGGCUAUUUCAAUUUGCAGACAUACCCCUACAAUCGACCUUGUCCUCCUCACCCACCCUACCCUUGCGCACAUGGGAGCUUAUGCGCACGCGUGCAAACACAUUCCGACCUUCUCCUCUAUUCCCGUCUACAGCACAUUUCCCGUAUCCAAUCUUGGUCGUUUGCUACUACAGGACAUCUACUUGUCUACGCCCUUAGCAUCCACCCGUCUGCUAGAUUCCGCCGCUCCUCCCGUGCCGGCAAGCACCUUUGCCGCGCCAACCUUCUUGCCACCCAGCGAGACUGGCGAACUGCAUCCAGAUGCGCUGAAGCUACCCCCGACGUCUGCCGAGAUCGAUUCAUAUUGUACAAAGAUUGUGACCCUGAAAUACUCGCAGCCUACGCCUUUGCAUUCAGCUGUUGCGAGGGUUUCAGGGAAGUUGGGGAGCAUCACGAUUACUGCCUACUCGGCCGGGCACAGCCUGGGGGGCACGAUAUGGAAGAUACAACAAGCGCAGGAAUCGAUUGUCUAUGCCGUGGAUUGGAAUCACUCACGCGAGAACUGUCUUCGAGGUGCGGGAUUCCUGUCCGGCGGUGGGGUCUCUGUGGAAACUCUGGGGAAGCCGACGGCACUGAUUUGCUCGGCAAGGAAUUCGGAAGUCGUGAGCAUGGCUGGUGGGAGGAAAAAGAGGGAUGAAAUGCUCUUGGAUGCCAUAAGAAAAACAGCGUUAGAGAGCGGUGGCACCAUCCUGAUCCCCACAGACUCUGUUGGGCGAGUGCUAGAGCUUGUAUAUUUGCUCGAGCACGCUUGGAGGAAAGACCAGGAAUUAGCUUCACGAGCAAAAGGCAAAGGAGUCGGGUUAUUCCUUGCCGGAAGGAGAGUGCGGAGAUUGGGUCAGGUGGUUGGUAGUAUGCUAGAGUGGAUGGACGAGGGGGUAGUUAGAGAAUUUGAGUCGAUCGCAGGUGGAGACCGAAGAGGAAACCGGCAAAGAGAUGAUGCAGAAGGAAAAGGCAACGACGGCAAUAAGGCAGGGCCAUUUGACUUUCUACAUUUGAAUCUGGUUUCUACACAAGGACAUCUCAACAGGAUCUUGAACGACGGAAAUGAGCGUGGGAAGGUCAUCAUUGCUUCGGAUUCCAGUCUCGGAUGGGGCUUCAGCCGCGAAGCAUUAAUGAGGCUUGCCAGCGAUGAGAAGAAUUUGGUUGUUUUGACAGAGAGAUCGGACGGUAAACUGGGGUGGGCUGGAAACUUAUGGCAAGAAUGGAAGGAAAAGACAGGAGGCGGCGGAGAAGCAAAGGCAACUGGCUGGGAGGAAAUAUCUCUCGAUGGGCAACACGCCGAACUAGAUGUAUUCCUCCCCAACCCAGUUACGGAGCAAGCGCUAAUAUCCGAGUGAUUCAGAUAUCUCACCGGACACCACUAGAGGGCCAGGAACUUGAGGCGUAUAACCGGCAUCUCGCAGCACAACAAGCACUGACCUCGCAACAACAGUCUCUUCUCUCCAACUCAGGUCUUCCCUCCUCCAUUGGCGCAGAGCCAGAUGAUGACGACGCCUCAUCCUCUUCCGAUGACGAUUCAGAUUCCGAGAGACAAGGGAAGGCUCUCACCACUGCCAAUAGUAAGAAAAUUUCGGCGGCAACUGUAAUGCUCGGAGGUGCAACCCCAUCCGGAUAUGGUGCAGGCAAAGUGGAUAUCGGAAUCAAUAUCUUGCUUAGGGGGAAAGGUGUAUAUGAUUACGACGUACGCGGUGCGAAAGGACGAAAUAGGAUGUUUCCGUUCGUAAUGCGGCGAAGGAGAGUGGAUGAAUAUGGCGAGGUCGUUAGAGCAGAUGAGUACAUGCGAGCUGAGGAAAAGGCUGAAGAGGAUCUCCUCGAUGCGACAGGCGUUAAGGAAGAGCGAGUUAUGGGAAAGAAGAGAAAAUGGGAUGAGAAUGAUGCCAAGAGGGGUGGCCCAGGCGCUCGAAAGGGCAAGGAAACCGGAGAUGUAGGCAAAAAGCGACGCACAGGCAAAACAAAAGAGAAGCCAGAUGGGGAUGACAGCUACGAACCAGACGAUGGAGAGCAGGAGGAAAUGGAGGAAGGCGAAGUUGAGGAGGAUGAGGCUGAAGACGAAGAGUCCAUGUUGACCGUGCCUAGCAAGAUUACUUCCACAAAGAUUGCUAUACUAAUGCGGUUCAAGGUAGCAUUUAUCGAUUUCGCAGGGUUACAUGAUUCUCGGAUUUUACGAAUGCUCCUCCCAUUAAUCAGUCCAAGAAAGUUAAUCUUAGUCGGCGGCAGAGAAUGCGAGACUAGGAGUCUAGCCAACGAUUGCAGAAAACUUCUCAGUGGGCGGGGCACACUAUCGGGACGAGGCGAGAGCGGAACAGACACCGAUGUUUUCUUUCCUCAAAUCGGCAACAAGGUCAACGCGGGUGUGGAUACCAAUGCCUGGGCAAUCAGGCUCAGCGACAACCUCGUCCGAAACCUCAAGUGGCAAAACGUGCGCGGACUGGGGGUCGUGCACCUAAUAGGUCGUGUGACGGAGGCGCAGGACAAGAAGGAUGAGAGCCGCAAUGGCAAGAAGGUUAAACUCUCCAAGAGCCCGGAGGCAGAGUCUAAAGAGGGCGGAUCACAGGUUGAACAGAAGGAUGCUCUCGUCCUCGACGUAUUACCACCCGCAUUGGCUGCCGCAACUAGGAGUGUUGCACAGCCCAUUCACGUUGGCGAUCUCAGAUUGGCGGAUCUACGGCGAGUGCUGCUCGAUGAUGGACUGACAGCGGAGUUCCGCGGCGAAGGAACGCUAUUGAUUGAUGGAGUCGUUGUCGUACGAAAAGGCGGGGUUGGUAGCGUGAUCAUUGAAGAUGGGGGAGGGGGUAUGCUGAGGAGAGCGGGGAGGAAUGGGAAGGCAAGUUUUGUCGAAGUUAGAAGGAGGAUUUAUGAAGGUCUCGCGGUGGUUUCCGGGGGUUAGAAAACAUUUCCCGCACGCGAUUUCUCGCUCUCCGAUUUUUCCAGCAUCCUGUCGUAGUACCGCUUGGUAUUGGCUUCUGGUGUAGGCGUUCUUUUUUAUAUAAUAAUCUAGUAUGUUACGAAGUGAUGAAUAUACCCUCGUUAGUUAAGGCCCUGUUUGGUUGUACUGGACUUAUUCCGGACCAUUCCAUUCUGAAAUGGUUAGACCUAGAAAAAUGGUUGUUGUCCAUUUACUAUGAUACCGCUCACUUCCAGUGACCACCCUCAACCCUCUAUUGCUAAACAAAAAACAUUUAUCUUAGACCCUCCUGAAGAAAAUUUACUAGUUCUUCCAAUCCUUAUCAAAUCUAAAUCUUCAACACCAUAGCUGCAAUAUUUCUGUAUUCACACCUCAUGGACUAAGGUUCUUACCCUCAAUAUCAUCAUUACUUGACAUGGAUGUGCCAGUGCUUGGAGAAUUUCAUCUGUAUAUCAGUGACUAGUUUAAUUUGAAGUAUGUGCAUACUAUACUAAAUGAAGUUAUUCCGCAGUCAAAUAAUUAUUACCUUGAUAUUCUCAAUGUUUACACUGGCAUGUGAUAUUCCUACAUGACAACUGUUGUGUUAGGGCUCUCCUGGAAUGGACUGAAAUGGACCGGCUGAUGCCUUUUACUAUUGCCAAACAGCCAUUUAGUCUAGUUCUUCCAUUUUGGAAUGGAAAUGGGAAUGAUCAUUUGUAUGUUACAACGGAACGGAAUGGACCCAGUGCAACCAAACAGGGCCUAAGGGUAUAUAUCUGAGCGCAGGAUUAAGCGUUGCACGGUGUGAUACCACAAUCUAGAACUCCAGAUGAUAUGCGACGGAAUCCGGGCAAGGGCCGACAAUGUUCGUAAAUCACGCACAAUCACCCGAGAAUUACCAUAUCCUCACCGCCCUCUGUAGCAGCAGGCGGAGCCCCGGAACGGUACCGUGCGGAGGCCGCCUUGCUAAUAUACGAUCACCGGCGGCACUAUUUGCACCAUACGCGCCUUGUGAAACCUCAUAGAAAGGAGACCCUCAUCCAGAAUCGUAGGUGCAAUGUCUAAAAUUGCUCUACCACGAUCACUAGCCCCCCUAAGUGGAGAUGAGUUCAGGUGGUAAAAUUGCAGAUAUACGUCCCGCUGCUCAAUGAGGUU
This is a messenger RNA of Tuber aestivum (summer truffle), 4813 nucleotides long. The record is from the annotation of a GenBank genome assembly. Lineage: Eukaryota; Fungi; Ascomycota; Pezizomycetes; Pezizales; Tuberaceae.